Molecule: messenger RNA, 2358 nt
Organism: Saccoglossus kowalevskii
Lineage: Eukaryota; Metazoa; Hemichordata; Enteropneusta; Harrimaniidae
Product: chymotrypsinogen B-like
Biological process (GO): proteolysis
Molecular function (GO): serine-type endopeptidase activity
Source: RefSeq, a predicted model, not a curated record
GCGGCCACCUGGAAAGUUCAACACGUGUGAUAAUUUCCAGCAAACUUAGACCUUGCAGUGAGCUAUGAUUCCGGUAGUUCUCGCUACCAUCGUCAUUGCAGGGAGUUUAGGUGCGUUUGUGGGCAACAACAACAGCUCGAACGACACACUGAUGGGGAUGAGAAGAAGCAUUGCAGGGGAAAAGACUCUCAGCGCAGAUGACUUAAUUAUUUUGGUUGUAACUUACAAACUGCCAUGGUACGACGCGCAGUCCUAUUGUGAGAUGCAAGGCGGAAGGUUAGGCCAACCGUCAACCCUACGUCUAAAUAAGUACUACGAGAAAGCUUUGAAACGCGCCAGAAUCGAAGGUGUCUACUGGAUAGGGCUGAACGACAUCAAGAAAGAAGGCUUACUGCGGUGGACGGACGGCACGAAGGCGAGAUUCAAAGACGAUUGGCACACUGGGAAGAUUUCCAACAAUAAUGAUAAAAACGACUGUGUAUUCACGAUAUCAGUUCGAGGGGGUGUAGACUUCCAGUGGAAAUUCACCCAGUGCUACAGGCGAAGAAAGUUCUUGUGUGAAAUUACAGGCCCAGUACAAUGUGGCACUCGUCCAUUGGUUUCUGAAAGAGUAAUUGGAGCUGAACCCAUCGAUUCGCCUACAAUCUGGCCAUGGCAAGUGUCUGUAAGACGAGGCGGUAACCAUACAUGUAGUGGCGCCAUCAUCGGCGAAUAUUGGAUACUCACUUCUGCCCUGUGCAUGCAAGUAUACACUAGAUAUGUAUCAUGUGGUUUAAAUCUUAAAUUUAGUUCAAAGAAAAACAUUUCCAAUGCGGACACAUAUCUACGUGCAGAUAUGUAUGAGGUUCACGUGGGCACAGUCUCGCUAUCAGAAUCGUCCAUACACGAACAUGUCUCGCCAGUCGAUUAUAUCGCAACACAUUCCCACUAUGAUUCACCAUGGGAUAUCGCCUUGCUUUACAUACAUAAUCCAAUAGAAUACACAGAGUUUGUUCGACCCGUGUGUCUUCCGCCGUUGGAUGAUGCCAAUUUCUUUGAUCCUAUUGGUCGGCAGUGCGUUAGUGUUGGGUGGGCUCAGAAGUCGGCGACCGAUACAAUACAGGUGGACGUACUACAGGAAGCGAUAACAGAAACGACAGAGUACGGACAUUGUAAUAUUACUAUAUCAGAUUCCGAACUAUGUGCCAUCGAGUCAAGCAUAAGCAACGACACUUGUCAAGGAGACGGUGGUGGACCUUUGGUAUGCUACAUGGACGAUUCUAGAUGGUACGUAGCUGGAUUAUUCAAUUCGAGGCCAGACUGCGACAACCCUGCUACAUAUUUCAACGUAACUGCUGCAAAUGAAUGGAUAAACCAGACGAUACAUACUGGUCCUGAUAUCUGUGGCAGGAAAUCUGUAGUCGAGAAUCGAAUCGUCGGAGGACAAGAUUCACUCCUUGGUUCAUGGCCAUGGGAAGUCGUCAUCUCAGUGGAAGGAUCGCAUAACUGUAGUGGUGUCAUUAUCGAUGAUCACUGGAUCAUGACAGCUGCUCGGUGUUUAUACGAUGGCGAAACAAUGGCGUCACCAGAGCAAUUCCAAGUAAUAGCUGGCAUGGUUAAAAAGCAUGCAUAUGUAACUAUGUACGAGAAAUACGUGACUAACAUAGAUGCUGUUCACAUUCACAAUGAAUUUAGCCUGGAUAAAAUCAGCUGGAAUGUGGGACUACUGUAUACAAAGACGCCAAUACCGUUUAACUUCUACACGAGCCGAGUAUGUUUACCGAAUGCCGAUAGCGACGAUUUCUUCGCAGCUGGCACCGAAUGUGUUAUUACUGGAUGGGGUAAAUUGAAUGAUAAUGCUCCAUAUUCCAACACGCUACAGCAAGCGGAUGCGAUUAUUUAUGACACUAUAAGAUGUAAAUUUCUGUAUUCGCUGCUCGGAAUACGCCUGACAAUUGCAGAGAUCUGCGCCAGCUACAAUGUUGUCGUCACUGGACCAUGUGAGGGAGAUGUGGGGUCUUCAUUAGUUUGCCAGAAGAAUGAUGGAUUGUGGUAUCUGGCUGGCAUAGCGUCACUGAUUACUGGUAGCUGUGGCAACGCAUUGCCGUCUGUCUAUACCCGGGUCACAGCGACACGUGCCUGGAUCGACCAAACUUUACAAGGUGGUUAAAAUGGCCACUGUUCGGAAUUGGAUGCGAGAGCAUGGAUGUUGGACUAGGCCACAUAUGUCUAAUCAAGUUCAUUAAAUUCAUAUUUCUGACCAUAAUUUACUUUAAUGGAUUCGGAUAUACAGAUGCAUUUUUCAGCAAUAUACAAAUAUAUAUAUUUAAAUAUAUUUACGCUUGUGUUACAAGCGCCUUUUGACGAAAUGCUGGGGGG